AUGUGUGGGAAAGUUGCGACGAAGUUCAUCAAAGACCCGAAAUCACGCAACGCCACCUUCAACAAGAGAGAACAAGGGCUGAAGAAGAAGGCAUAUGAAUUGUCGACGCUUUGUGGGAUCGAUACAUGCAUGAUCUGCUUCAAGGAGGACGACGGCGAUGGACCGUCCAAGCCCCUGACAUGGCCUGACGAAGCGUCUGAGGUUGAACGUAUCAUCAAGCGGUACAAAAGUAUCAGUGAUGUGAAAGAGAAGCGGAAGGUCGAUCUCUCUAGCUUCUUGGAGAACAAGAAGAAGAAGAUGGAAGAUGAGCUCGUUCGCAUACGCCAAGUGAAUGAGAAAAUGCCAAUGAACCCUUGUUGGGAAGAUCGGCUAGACAACUGGCCUGAAGAUUCACUUCCGGAGCUUGCAAAUCAGCUCGAUGCGAAAAUGGAGGAUGUGAGAAAGAGAAUUGCAUUGCUUAAGGAUAACCAACGCUUUCUACAACUAACUGAAGAGGUUGAAGUUUCAAAGCUCGGGGUUCAACUCCAACCGCUUCCUAUAUCCUCUAUAAAACUUCCUGAUCAAGAUUAUACGGUGCCAGAAUUUCUUCAUAAUCCAGCAGCUUUUGAGUCCAGUUUCAUUCCAAACAUGUUGAGUGGUGGAAAAUUCAACUACAAUGCAGACGAUUUUCUUCAUAAUCCAACAGCUUUUGAGUCCAAUUUCAUGCCGAACACGUCAAGUGGGACAGAAUUCAACUACGACACCGACGAAUUUCUUCAUAAUCCAGCAGCUAUUGAUGGGAUGGAAUUCAACUACGACGCCGACGAAUUUCUUCAUAAUUCAGCAGCCAUUGAUGGGACAGAAUUCAACUACGACGCAGACGAAUUUCUUCAUUAUCCAACAGCUAUUGAUGGGACAGAAUUCAACUACGCCGAUGAAUUUCUUCAUAAUCCAGCAACUAUUGAGUCCAAUUCCAUGCCAAACACAUCGACUGGGACAGAAUUCAACGAUGAAUUUCUUCAUAAUCCAUCAGUUUUUAAUUCCAAUUUCAUGCCAAACAUGUCUAGUGGUGGAGAAUUCGACUGCGGCGCUGACGGCCUACCUUCACUACUAUUUACCAAUCUGGAUGUUGAGAUGCUUAUAAAUCCAGGAUUUGGUAUGCUGCAAAAUAACAGUGAGGGUGUUGCAUACAAUGCAUUUCAUCAGGAAGGGUGUUUUUAUGGGUCCCAGCAUUUCAGACCGUCUGAUUUCUGGCCAUCGAAUCAGCUGCCUUAUCAGACACCGUUGAUGCAUCCCUAGACAGAUCAUGUGUAUCAUGAAUUCGAUAUUCGGCUCAGGAAUGAUUGCCUGUGAAAGAUGGUGGUUUCAGAUGAAUGGAGAAACAAACAUUGCUAUUAGAAUAGGAUUUAUACAGGCCUCUGUUUGGCUCGCAUCAUUGCAAAAUGUGGAUAGCAUUUCCUGUAAAUGGUUAUUUUAUGAUGAUUAUUAUUUUUCUAAUGACUAUAGAUUUAUGA
Messenger RNA from Magnolia sinica, 1493 nucleotides. Its product is annotated as agamous-like MADS-box protein AGL53. Lineage: Eukaryota; Viridiplantae; Streptophyta; Magnoliopsida; Magnoliales; Magnoliaceae. The coding region runs from base 1 to 1278 and encodes 425 amino acids. The transcript has a single exon. Gene Ontology annotation, biological process: positive regulation of transcription by RNA polymerase II. The record is from RefSeq and is a predicted model, not a curated record. Gene Ontology annotation, molecular function: DNA-binding transcription factor activity, RNA polymerase II-specific; protein dimerization activity; RNA polymerase II cis-regulatory region sequence-specific DNA binding.